AUGGCCGAAGAUAGCUCCGCCGCCUGGCCCAUUGCCGACGAGACUCUGUCGCAGUCUCUUCUGGACCUCGUCCAGCAGGCUGGUCACAUCCGCCAGCUUAAGAAGGGCGCUAACGAGACCACCAAGACUCUGAACCGUGGAACUUCUGACCUCGUCAUCCUGGCCGCCGACACCACCCCUCUCCCCAUCAUUCUCCACCUGCCCCUCCUCUGCGAGGACAAGAACGUUCCCUACGUCUACGUUCCCUCCAAGAUGGCUCUCGGCCGUGCCACCGGUGUCUCCCGCCCCGUCAUCGCCUGCUCCAUCACCACCAACGAGGCCAGUGACCUGAACGCUCAGAUCCGCACCAUCCGCAACCAGGUCGAGCGUCUGAUGAUCUAA
Molecule: messenger RNA, 381 nt
Organism: Penicillium waksmanii
Lineage: Eukaryota; Fungi; Ascomycota; Eurotiomycetes; Eurotiales; Aspergillaceae
Exons: 3
Coding region: 1-381 (126 amino acids)
Biological process (GO): maturation of SSU-rRNA; mRNA splicing, via spliceosome; ribosome biogenesis
Cellular component (GO): U4/U6 x U5 tri-snRNP complex; nucleolus; box C/D methylation guide snoRNP complex
Molecular function (GO): RNA binding
Source: RefSeq, a predicted model, not a curated record